Messenger RNA from Colias croceus (clouded yellow), 1426 nucleotides. RefSeq names its product tachykinin-like peptides receptor 86C (gene NGR-A32). Bases 194 to 1420 code for a protein of 408 amino acids. The transcript has 11 exons. Gene Ontology annotation, molecular function: tachykinin receptor activity; neuropeptide Y receptor activity. Gene Ontology annotation, cellular component: plasma membrane. Gene Ontology annotation, biological process: G protein-coupled receptor signaling pathway. The record is from RefSeq and is a predicted model, not a curated record. NCBI's taxonomy places the organism in Eukaryota, Metazoa, Arthropoda, Insecta, Lepidoptera, Pieridae.
CACGCGAAGUGAGUGGUCGUCUCUAGAUUAACUCUCUUCGAUACGAGAUAAAGUUAUCGUCCUUUUCUAAUAAUUUAACUGAAUAAAGUGUGAAAAAUGUGAUUAAAACGGGAAUUUUGUGUGUGUGUUUAAAACUUUUGGAUGAUUUUCUGUUGUGUGGUUUUGUUUAUAAACAAAUAACGACACAUGGAAGAUGGAAGCCAAUGAAAGCGCGCGCACGGGGGCAGCGCUGUUGGACCCCAAUUCGCCGACCCUGAUCAUCACGAUGCCAGUAUGGGUCCAUAACUCCUGGGUCUGCCUCUUCGGAGCUAUGCUGGCUAUAUCUAUUGGAGGGAACGCUAUUGUCAUAUGGAUUGUUGCAGCACACCGUCGGAUGCGCACCGUCACUAAUUACUUCUUGGUGAAUUUAUCGUUCGCUGAUUUGAUGAUGUCGUCUUUGAACUGCCUCUUCAACUUUAUCUACAUGUUACACAGUGACUGGGUGUUCGGUGUACAAUAUUGCAAACUGAGCAACUUCAUAGCGAACGUGACAGUGGCGGCAAGCGUGUUCACUCUGACCGGGAUAUCAUUUGACAGGUAUCAAGCGAUCGUGCAACCAAUGAGGCCAAGAAUGUCCAAGACGUGCUCCCUUAUCAUGAUAAUGGGAAUAUGGGCGUGCGGGAUGCUGCUAGCCAUCCCGUGUCUAUUGUAUUCUACGACUAAGGAGUAUAAAUCAAAAGGGAAACUGAAGACAGCGUGCUUACUUUCAUGGCCGGAUGGUUUGCCAGACGUCUCAUACCUGGAUUUUAUGUACCAAGUACUAUUCUUCAUAGUGACAUACGCAGUUCCAAUGUUGGGUAUGACAUACUUCUAUUCAGCCAUGGGAAAGGUGCUGUGGGGUUCCCGGUCUAUAGGGGAACUGACUCAACGACAGUUGGACUCCAUACGCUCUAAACGAAAGGUUGUGAAGAUGUUCAUACUUGUGAUAAUUAUCUUCGGCAUUUGUUGGCUGCCAUACCACACAUACUUCAUUUACACUCACUUCAAUCCUUCAGUGCUGUAUGUGAAAUAUAUACAACACGUAUACCUCGGUUUCUAUUGGCUAGCCAUGGCCAAUGCGAUGGUGAACCCAAUUAUAUAUUAUUGGAUGAAUGCGAAGUUUCGCUCAUACUUCCGCACAGCCAUAUUCUGCAGAUGGCGAGACGUCUGCAUCAGACGCAAGCCCGCGCUGCCAGAGUCUCCCCCUGAUUGCGUCUCCCAGUCUGGCAGCAGAUCCCGAUCAGGUAUAGAGGCGCUCAUCGGGUCAAGAGGAAAUGCAGUGGCAGAAUGGCCCCAUAUGUAUCGGGAGCAGAGCCGCCAGCCGAGACCGCUUUUGCCUGCUAGCUGCCCCAAGUGCCCGCAUCGGACGUAUGAUGCUUACAUCCAUGGAACGAAGGCUUAAAUAGGU